AUGGCCACUGUCGUAAUUGCCGGAGGGGGAGGUGGCAUUGGGCUCGAGAUCGUCCGCGCGAUCCUAGACACAAAGAAACACGAUUUGAUAGUUCUAUCAAGAUCGGAACAACCUUCUCUCACCACCCGAGGCGUCGAAGUCAAAAUCGUCGAUUACAAAUCCGUUGAGCAACUGCAAAAUGCCCUUGAGGGGGUACACACAGUGAUAAGUUGUAUUGCCGCCUAUGGGGACGACUCGACAGCCGCCGAGUUAUCCCUUUUAGAGGCAGCAAAGGUCGUGGGCGCGACUCGUUCUGUGCCCUCCGAAUGGAACAGUGCUUGCAAUGAUAUUGUGGACCUAUACGCCGGAAAAGAACUCGUUUGGAAGGCUGUCCAAUCCUCCGGGCUUCAGUAUACUCGAUUUGUCAACGGCCUCUGGAUGAAUGUGUGGGGACCCGGUUGUAUCAGGGAUGAAGAUGAAGCACUCGGAGCUUAUAAAGAUCGUCCCGCUUUUGCUAUCGAUUUGAAAGCAGGUACAGCAAUUAUCCCUGGCGAUAUGUCGCAAAAAAUUGUUGUCACGAGGACUCAGGAUGUUGGUCGAUUCGUGGCUGCCGCUCUGGACUUACCUACAUGGGAGGGUGAGAGCAGAAUUUCUGGUGAUAGGCUGAGUCUUGGCGAAUUUGUUCAUUUGGCAAGAGAUAUUUGCGGAAAGGAAAUUCGUACUACUCAGAUGUCGGUCGAAGAGCUUGAAGUCAUUCUAUCAGGGAGCCUGGAGGUUGGCGAAAGAUUCUACUAUCAGUCACUUUUGGCAGUCGCUCUUGGUCGGAUGAACUUUGAGCCUACGCUUAAUGAGCUUUGUUCUGAUAUACAACCUGCAUCUACUGCAGAGUUCCUCAGAAAGCAUUGGAUCAUGGAUUAG
Molecule: messenger RNA, 897 nt
Organism: Penicillium pulvis
Lineage: Eukaryota; Fungi; Ascomycota; Eurotiomycetes; Eurotiales; Aspergillaceae
Exons: 1
Coding region: 1-897 (298 amino acids)
Source: RefSeq, a predicted model, not a curated record